Messenger RNA from Cucurbita pepo subsp. pepo (vegetable marrow), 853 nucleotides. Its product is annotated as antimicrobial ginkbilobin-2-like protein. The record is from RefSeq and is a predicted model, not a curated record. Lineage: Eukaryota; Viridiplantae; Streptophyta; Magnoliopsida; Cucurbitales; Cucurbitaceae.
ACCAUUUUCCUUCCUUUUCAAACAAUGAGGCAUUCAAAAUCAAGCAUUUCCAUUACCCUCCUCCUAUGCCUCUUUCUCCUCUCCCCACAAGCAUUUGCCGAUUCAAACGCUGUCACUGACAGUGCAUUUCUCUUCCAUACAUGUUCCAUCCUCGAAAAUUACACAGCCAAUACCCCUUAUGCUUCCAACUUGAAACAAGCCUUCUAUCAAUUGGCCUCAAACGCCCCUCCCUCCGGCUUCGGCCUCAGCUCCAUCGGCGACGACAUACAGAGCCAAGUCAACGCGUUGGCUCUAUGCCGCGGCGACAUCUCGCCCGCCAAUUGCAAAGCCUGCAUCGACACGGCGAGUAACGAGAUUCAACAACGAUGCCCAAAUGGCAAGGGUGCAUCCAUAUGGUAUGACUUUUGUCUGCUGAAAUACUCCAACACCAAAUUCUUUGGGAAAAUUGAUAAUGGGGUAAGGCUAUACAUGUGGAAUGUUCAAAAGGCAGAAAACCCAGCAACGUUUAAUGAACAAGUCAAGAACUUGCUGAGUGGUUUGGUUGAAAGAGUGGAAGCCACGCCCAAGUUGUAUGUGAUUGGAGAACAGGGGAUUGAAGGGCCUUCGAACAAGUUGUAUGGAUUGGUCCAAUGCACAAGAGACCUGUCUGGCGCCGCUUGCAAGAAGUGCCUUAGUGACGCUGUUGCUGAGCUUCCCAAUUGCUGUGAUGCUAAGAUUGGUGGAAGAGUGAUUGGUGGGAGCUGUAACUUCAGAUAUGAAAUUUACCCCAUCGUUGAUGACCAGAAAUAAAUUUAAAAUAUCUCCUAAGCUAAAUAAUUUAAUAUAUGGAAUAAAAACUCAUGAUUUAAGGUCA